Messenger RNA from Impatiens glandulifera, 714 nucleotides. RefSeq names its product antifreeze protein Maxi-like. The record is from RefSeq and is a predicted model, not a curated record. Bases 1 to 714 code for a protein of 237 amino acids. The transcript has a single exon. Lineage: Eukaryota; Viridiplantae; Streptophyta; Magnoliopsida; Ericales; Balsaminaceae.
AUGGCCUCAAGCAGCAACACUUUUUCUCUUCGUAAAGUUUAUGAAAAUGAGAUUCAUGAAUAUUAUCUUCUAAGAAUUAAGCACGCAGCUUCUCUCUCUCAUCACAUGGCCUCAAACAACCCCUCUCUAAAUCAAUUAGAAGAACUAUUUCACCGCAUUCCUGCAGUGGCCAGUGCCUACGCUGCGGCAGCUUCAGCUGCCCACACCGCUGAUGCUGCUCACACCAUGGUUGGCAACUCCGUUGCCGCUGCUGCCCACGCCACAUCCGCUGCUGCCCACGCUAAAGCCUCUGCUGCCCACGCCAAAGUCUCUGUUACCCGCGACAAAGCCUCUGCUGCCCAAGCUGCCGACGACGCCGACGCUGCCCAAGCUGCCGCCGAUGCUGCUGCAGCCCACGUCGUUGAUGGCAAUUCCCACGCCACCUCCGCUACUUCCCACGCUAAAGCCUCAGCUUUUCACGCCGCCGCAGCUGCUGCCCACGACAAAGCUUCCGCUGCCCAAGCUGUCGCCGCCACCGCCGCCACUGCCGCUGUUGCUGCCCAUAUCGCUGCUGGCUACUCCGUCGUGGCUGCUUCCUUCGCCAAGGCCUCUUCUAGCCACGCCAAAGCCUCUGCUGACUACGCCAAAGCCUCUGCUGACCACGCCAAAGCCUCCGUUUCCCACGCAAAAAGCCUCUGCUGCCUAAUUUAUGAGAAUGAGAGAUGUAAUGUUUGA